AUGGAAACCCGGAUGACAGACUUCUUCUGCGCGUCUCCCGCAACACCCGCACCCGGUCCUGACCUCCACGAACGCCCGCCCGAGCCCGUCGAUGACACAAUGGCCAUGGAGUACACCGAACAACUGCUCACGCCGGAGCACAGCCGAUCCGAAACCUCCAGCAACAACGAAAACGCGUCCGCCGAAGAAAAACCCGCCGUGCGCCGGAGAUCGACACGGGUGACGCGCGCCUCCUUGCGGGGGGCCGUGGACCUGAACCCGGACCCUGAGUCGAUCCAGCCCGGUUUGCCCACGCCCGUCAGCGAGAAUGAGCCUACAGUAUCGGGUGAGACCCUGGUCGCCGCCGUCGCGGACCGCGGGAAGCAGACGCGCGCGUCGCACCUCCGCCACAGCAUCGCGGUGAUGGAGGCCGCCGCGUGGAGUCAAGCCACGCUGGCUGGGGAGGACAACAACCACGGGGGUACGGACGAGCCCGCUGUGGCUCCAGGGACGCCGGUGUCCAACUCGUCGCAGGAACCGCAGCCCGGAGAAGGGAGCUCGUCCCUGCCGCGGCGCACGCUGCGGAAACGGGUCGAGCGGGUACUGACCCAGGACGGUGACAACCACCGUGCGGCCCCCUCGAGGACGACCCCCUCCAAAGCAGAAUCUCCGCAGUCUCCCCCCCGGCGCUCGUCCCGUAUCAGUAUUUUGGACAAAGCUUCGGCCCUGGUGGACCGGGCGGCCACUGUGUUGGGGAAACGCUCGCGCGACGCGACGGAUCAGGGAGGCGACGCCGCGCGGCGAACCAGCCUGCGCCCUCGAAACGUCGCCCCGGUGAAAAUGGAACUGACUGCGUCAGAGCCACCGGCCCUGAAGAAAAGACGGGUCUCCGAGAGCGAUCUCCCGUCCAAGGUCAAGUCGCCUGAAAAGACCCCGGAGGAAGCAUCCACGGUGAAGACCGUCACCUGGAAACCCAAGCUGUGGCUGUCGCAUGGACUCUACACGGGUCAGGAACAUACGGACGCUCGUCCCAGCCAUAAGCGCGACCGGAUCACCAAGGUUCAGGGCUCUCGAACGCCCCAAAGGACCUUGCUUCCGCUGCCCAUGUUUGCCGGGGACCGACUGUUGAAGUCCGGCAGGGAUUUCACCCUGCCUUUCGAUGUUUUCUCGCCGCUCCCGGUGGGACAGCCCAAACCGAACGAAUGGAGGAAGACCAACAAGAACGUCUUCGUCGGAGAUGCUUCCAGUAUAUGGCGCGCAAACAAGCCCUUGGAGCUGUCCAAGUGUAUGUGUGUCGAGGAAACCGGCUGUGAUGAGAACUGCCAGAAUCGCUACAUGUUCUUCGAAUGCGACGACGGGAAUUGCGCCCUCGGUCCGAACUGCGGCAAUCGCAGCUUCGAGGAGCUCAAGCAUAGGGCCAAGGCUGGUGGGAAGUACAACGUCGGCGUCGAGGUCAUCAAGACGGAGGAUCGCGGAUACGGGGUGCGCAGCAACCGGACCUUCGAACCGAAUCAGAUCAUCGUGGAGUACACUGGGGAGAUCAUCACCCAGUCUGAGUGUGAGAAACGGAUGAGGACUAUCUACAAGACCAACGAGUGCUAUUAUCUGAUGUACUUUGAUCAAAACAUGAUCAUCGAUGCUACUCGCGGCUCCAUCGCCCGUUUUGUGAACCAUUCCUGCGAUCCCAACUGCCGGAUGGAGAAAUGGACGGUCGCGGGCAAGCCGCGUAUGGCGUUAUUUGCCGGUGAUCGGGGGAUCAUGACUGGUGAGGAGCUGACAUAUGAUUACAACUUUGACCCCUACUCCCAGAAGAAUGUGCAACAGUGCCGAUGCGGCUCAGUCUCAUGCCGCGGGGUUCUGGGGCCACGACCACGGGAGAAAGAGCGCGCCAGAGAAGCUCGAGAAGCCAAAGCCGAAGCCGAGAGGCAGAAGAAGAGGGACAGAGCGAAUAGCAGACGGCGAGCCGCCAAGCAACUCGCGGGCACAAAACGAAAGAACGAGAAAGUGCUCAAGGGCUCCGCGUCGCGGGUCAACAAGAGACGGCCGGUGCCGUCGAACUCCCGAUCCGUCAAGUCUGGUGUGCAGAAAGCCGUCUCCAAGGCACGCGGCUCGAGUUCCACGCAAACUGCGUCUCGAGCGCGCAACUCGAAGGCGAACUCGAAGGCGUCCACCAAGUCCUUGCCAAAGAAGGCCCCCGCAAAGUCUCCGGUGAAGAAGUCCGAGACCAAGCCGAAGACCAACGUCCGGUUACCCAAAGUCGCCCCCACGAAGACCAAAGCCCGCGCUCCAGCACGUUCCCGGAAACCCCAAGCUGCCAAACCAAACGAGCCCACCAAGGCUCAGACCAAGCCAAAGCCGAAGGCCCAGGCAGAAACGAAAGCCAAAGCCCAGGCAGCGGAAACAAAGACCUCCAAACUGAGUCGCCCAUCCGCGGAAACCAAAGCGAAGAUUCUCGCAGCGGCCAAGGGAAAGCCGGCGAAACGGACGCCGAAGAAAGCUAUGAACACCAAGUCCAAUAAGUCUCCUACGAAGUCGGCGCCCAAAGCGCGAGUCGCAACUCCUAAACAGGCGCAGGCGAAAGCGAGUAAAUCGGUGAAGAGUCCUGCGAGGAAGGCCUCCCCCAAGACAACCAAAGCCAAAGCUUGA
Messenger RNA from Aspergillus campestris IBT 28561, 2625 nucleotides. Its product is annotated as putative histone-lysine N-methyltransferase (Ash1). The record is from RefSeq and is a predicted model, not a curated record. Gene Ontology annotation, biological process: regulation of DNA-templated transcription. Gene Ontology annotation, molecular function: protein binding; histone H3K36 methyltransferase activity. Gene Ontology annotation, cellular component: chromatin; nucleus. NCBI's taxonomy places the organism in Eukaryota, Fungi, Ascomycota, Eurotiomycetes, Eurotiales, Aspergillaceae. The transcript has 4 exons. Bases 1 to 2625 code for a protein of 874 amino acids.